GAGGAAUUGGCCCGCUGGUUUGGAACGGGGCAGGGUUCUGGGGCCGGACUUUGCGCAGGAAGCGCCGUCACAUGACGGCCUCGCCCGCGCCUCCACUGCAACGAACACAGUAGUGCGCGUUUGCCUCUUUCUCUCUUUAAAAAAAAAAAACUUGUAUAAAUCAACUUUAGUUUUGUUUUUUUGGCGUAAACUUGCGACGUUCUCAACGCCGCCGCGGCACGCACAUCCCUGACUCCUACACGGGGACUCGGAACUCGCGUUGAAGACUUCCAUCUGGGGGGGGGGGGGUGGUGGUGGGAUAGAGAGGGGAAAAGACUGCGAACCUCGACAAAAACCGGUUCGAACGCCCUGGUGGUGCCCGGCCGAAUCGGAUUGCAGGAGAGAAGUUGUUGCUUUAAACCACACAGCUGCAGAAGAAGCCUGUGGCUGCAGCAGUCACGAUGCAGCGUCAGGGUCGCGAGAACGAGCGGGGCCCGACAGACGAAGAGGCGUUCCAGCUCGCCGCCGCGUAUGUCUCGGACGCGCAGUUUGCGCGAAACAUCCCCUUCCAAACGGCCCGCCGCUGCAUCUGGUACUACCGCCUGUACACGCGCUGGGUCACCUGGGGACCCAUGUACAUGUUUCUGGCGCUGAACCUGGCUCUGGCCUUCCUGGAGACCCCUGCUAAGCCUCAGCUGGAAUCACCUCUCUGGGUCACCAUGCUUCUGGAGAGCCUCUGCCUCGUGGCCUUCUCGGUUCGCCUCGUGCACCUGGCGAAGUUCACGGAGCGCAGCGUGUUUUGGAAGGACCCCAAGAACAUUUGUGUCCUCGUCACCAUUAUCCUGACGGUGAUCGACAUGGUUAUUUACGUUGCGCUCACGCACAGCGGCUAUUACAUCGUGAGGUGGUCGCGAGCUCUCCGGCCGCUCUUCGUCAUCAACUUCAGCGAGAGCAGGCAGCUGCGUCGCUCGUUCCGGAACAUUCGACGAACACUGCCGGAAAUCCUGGGCGUGCUGGUGCUCUUCCUCUUCAGCAUUGCCAUAUUCUCCCUCAUGGCCUUCAAGCUCUUCGGGAAAAGACAUUUGAUCACAGGCGAAGGGAAGCCGUACUUUCAGAACUACUUGAAUAUUUUCUUUGAGCUCUAUGUGCUGGUGACGACGUCCAACAGCCCUGACGUCAUGAUGCCAGCCUACAACAGCAGCAGCUGGUAUGCCAUUUUCUUCAUCAUCUACAUCGUGGUGAACACCUACCUGUUCAUGUCCAUCUUCCUGGCGGUGGUCUACAACAACUACAGGAAGCACCUCAAGAAUGAGGUUCGCAACUCGGUGUUCAGCAAGCGGCGGACGAUGGCCAAGGCAUUUGGGAUCCUGCGCGAGCGGCUCGGGGAGGGCUGGGCGGUGAGCCAGCACAGCUGGAUGCAGCUGGUGGGGAUGGCAGUGCCGAGCAUGAGCCAGGCCCAGCGCCUGCUGCUGUGGCAGGUGUCUGACGAGGAGCACACGGGGCACAUUGGCAAGCAGGCGUUCGUGCGGCUCACCGAUCUACUCAACAUCGAGGUCAUCGAGACGAGGGGGCGGCAGCACCCCCUGCAGAGCUGUGCCCCCCGCGUCUACAGCUCCGCCGCAAGCCAGGCCCUGCGUCACGUCGUACAUCACAGGUUUUUCCGCUACUUCUUCGAUGGGGUCAUCCUGCUGAACGCGGGCUUCAUCGCGGGUGACGAGGCGAGCCUGGUGAUCCGCCAAGCUGAGUGGCUCUUCCUGGGCCUCUACGUGCUGGAGAUCUUGCUCAAGCUCUACACGUACGAGCCACAGACCUUCUUCUCACGCAGCAACUUCUGGAACUGGUUUGACGUGAUGAUCGUCGUCUCGGCUCUACUUGCAACGAUCAUCGUACAUUCCACCACGUCCAGCACUCAGAUUUUGGACUUCUUGCUGAUCAUCCGUGUGUUGCGGUUGUUGAGGAUCGUUGAAAGUUUUGAGCGAUUCCGCGUGGUGAUUCACACCAUGAUCAACAUCGGCCCCACUAUGGUGACGUACGCAGGGCUCGUCAUGGUGUUUUACUACACGUUUGCCAUCCUCGGGAUGGAGCUGUUCCAGGGAAAGAUCCGAUUCUUUCCGGCUGGGAGCUCGGACGCUCAGCCGUUCUGCGGGAACCCCCUGCUCAAUGGCUCCAAGUUCUACAACGAGAAGUACUGCAAGAACAACUUCAACGAUCUCUCCUCCUCCUUCGUCCUGCUGGUGGAGCUCACCGUGGUGAACCAGUGGCAUGUUCUCGCCAGCGGAUUUGUGGCCGUUACCAACGUAGGAGCCAGGGUUUACUUCAUCCUCUUCCACAUGAUCGUCGUCAUCUUGGUCAUCAACAUAUUCAUUGCCUUCAUCCUAGAGGCAUUCAUCCUGGAGUACACGCUCGACAAGGGCGAGACGGAGUCGGCGAUAGAAAAGAAGAUCCAGGAGUUGGGCUGGGCAUCGCCGAGGAGGACGCGGCGGGUAACGGCAUGGUGCUCGUCGACAACAUGGAGACGCAGGACCAGGAGCCGAGUGGCGUGGAGACCAGCAAGCCCGCCGGCAGCCGCAUCAUGUUCAAGAUAUCGGACAAGCGCUACAGGACGGUGGACACGCUGCUGCAACGCAUGUUUGAGGAGGAGCUGGCGCCGGAGUACGAGGGGCCGUGUGACGAGCACGAAGACAUCGACGUCAGGCCCCAGCAGCUCACGCUGGACAACCUCGUCUAGGCAGGAGCCGGCAACGACGCGAAGCGAGGACGACGGGCGUAGCGGUGGCGAGGGUGGAGUUCUGGGUUGGAGGUUCGUGGCUGAGUAGGCCAAUGGUCUUUAUAACCACUGAAGCUGAACGAAACUCUCAAUGCAAGCGUAACUCGCAAACGGGGUGGCACGUGUUCACAAUUGGAAGCCACUUAUGAUGAGAGAAGUCUCACAGGUCUAGGGAGAGCUGUGUUAUCGUGACUUGUUCUGAAGAUGAAUUUCAUAUUUAUUGUGCUAAUAUUUGAUAUUCAGCCACUACAGUGUAUUAUUCUGAUUGUUGCUCAUUAUGAUUAUAUGUCAUUCCUGGGAUUAAAGGACUAGAAGUAGUACUAGUUAUUGGCCAACUUUAUUAUCCACACAACUACCGCAACUGUGAUUGACAGUGCCCUCGAUGUUUGUGUAUAUUUGAGUUAUAGGCCAGUGUUAAUGGUGGCAGUCAAGUGUUUUCAGCCUGCCAACUCAACUGCCAAGUCCAUUUACGUACAGUGUUAAAGUCUUGAGUUAUUAGAAUGGAAUUGUUUAAAUCGUAACAAGUGCAAUGUUGUUAAGCAUUACAAAUUCCUGUAUUUUCAUGAGAAGGCAGAUUGCGUGAUUGGGGGGGGGGGGCAGUGAUGGGGCAGCUACGCAAGGCUGCUGCUGCUGCUGUUGGGGCAGCUGAGACACCACGGGGCAGCUGAGACACCAUGGGGCAGCUGAGACACCACGGGGGAGGGAUGUCGAAUUCACUCUUCUCCGGCAAGAUUUAGUUUCUGAUUCGCGUUAUCCGAUUCUUGUCAUUUUUUGUUUGUUUACAUUGUCGUCGUCUAUGUGCACAAAGCCUCACAGCUGCAUCUUGCCUGAACGUAAUCGCAAUUAAAAUACGUAUAUGAUUGAGACCGAUGGUCUUCCACGUGGAGAAUUAAUCACUGGGGCAAAUUAGGGCAUUGACGUGGGCGUGAUUUGUUAAAACCCCAAGGGAUUGUGUAUUGGUCAUCACUCCUAUUGUGUACAUAACAGUAUAC
This is a messenger RNA of Lethenteron reissneri (Far Eastern brook lamprey), 3738 nucleotides long. RefSeq names its product two pore calcium channel protein 1-like. Gene Ontology annotation, cellular component: membrane. Gene Ontology annotation, biological process: monoatomic ion transport; transmembrane transport. The record is from RefSeq and is a predicted model, not a curated record. Lineage: Eukaryota; Metazoa; Chordata; Hyperoartia; Petromyzontiformes; Petromyzontidae. Gene Ontology annotation, molecular function: monoatomic ion channel activity.